AUGCUGCGUCUUCGAUGGCUGGUCAUCGCACUGGCUACCCAAUCGACCUGGGGUAGUGGCCUGCCGCAAGAGGAACGAUGCGUGACCGCCGUUUAUUCCUCAUACAACUACAUCACCUUUACGGGAACCCCUGCAGGUGGCUUGUGGGACACCCGAUGUCAACAUCCUCUCAAAGUGGCAUCUAUAUAUGCAGCCUCGGAGACCUACUGUCGCGACAGUGAGCGUGCAGCAGGUUUAGCGCAGCUGGCAUUCUUCUGUGAAGAGUUCGGCCACGUCGAACUACUACCUCGAGACGCCGUCGCCGAGAACUUGACUGAAGAGGCUAUCCGAAAUAUGCGCACAGUUGAUUACCUUGAACUCUCUCGCGGUGACCCGGUGGAGAUGCCGGUUUUUAUUUCUGCUUCAUAUUUCAACGUGAUGUUUAACACAAUAGAUUCGUGGCAAUAUGAAUCUUGGUCCCAUCAUGCAUUUGGAUACAUCGGUUAUGCCUAUUGGGCUGGAAUCUUGUUCCUAGGCAUGGCAUCUCGCUUUUACAGUCGCAUGAUCUGCUCUCGCAUGGCCCGACCGGAACACGAAGUAGAGUCCAAUACCUACCCCACGACAGCUACCAGGUAUACCAUACCAUGGAUGGGAAAUGCAGCACACUGGGUGCAAACACACCUGAUCACCCCAGCUCCCUUACCCGGCGGGAGACGGAAAUUGCUUGGGUUUACAUAUACAACUCGAGCAGAGGCACUCGUGGUGGCCGGCUUUUGGCUUCUGAGUACGGUGCUGAGUGUAGUCGGCUACCGAACCUUUCCCGGAAACAUGUAUUGGCCAAACCCGACCGACCAGAUUCUUCGGUACUCUGCAGAUCGAACAGGUGUCAUGUCGUUCGUCAAUUUCCCUUUACUGUGGCUCUUCGGAGGGCGCAAUAACAUCCUCAUGUGGGCUACCGGGUGGAGCUUUGCAACAUUCAAUAUCUACCAUCGCCAUGUGGCCCGGGUUGCGACGCUGCAAGGGGUAGCACACUCCAUAAUCUAUGUUGUGAUAUACAUUCGAGCAAAUAAGCUUUGGAAAGGAUUGUCCAAGGCCUAUGUGCUCUGGGGUGUUUUGGCUUUCGUCGUGAUGAUUUUAUUGCUGAUAACCUCACUUGACCGUAUUCGAUUCGCCACUUACGAGAUAUUUCUGAUCACCCACAUCCUGUUAUCCGUGAUAACACUCGUUGGGUGCUUUUACCACUCCAUCGUAUUUGAAGGACAUGAAUACUGGCAGUAUCUUUGGCCCUCCGUUGGAGUAUGGGUUCUUGAUCGAGGUCUAAGGAUCACCAGACUUGUCUAUUGCAACAUGCAUAUCAGUGUUACCGGUCGAAACAAAAUCCAGACGACUCGAAGUCGUAUGUCCUAUGAUCAAGACGCCGAUGUGAUUCGACUUGAAGUCACGCCGGGGACGAAGAUGUUGCAGCCUAAGCCCGGCGACUAUUAUUUUCUUUAUCAGCCAUUGCAGCUCCUGGGCUGGGAGAACCAUCCUUUCACCGUUGGAGCAUGGUCUCAUGACCACAGAUUCGACAGAUUACUUGCGACGGCCUCCGGUAAACAAGACGGGGUGCUAGAUGUCUCUCAACUCCCACUGUUGUCUGGAAAUCCGACCAUGGAGGGAAAUCAAGAUGAAUUAGAGGAAACUGCAGAGAAAGCAGAUGGCUCGGGGCUGAAUUUAAUUUUUUGGAUUCGACCUUAUGAUGGAUGGACACAUAAGUUGCGACGGAAGUGCCUUCGCUCAAAGGGUCAGUUCGCAGAUACCACGAUCCUCCUGGAAGGGCCAUACGGACAUAACUUCCCGCUGUGGAGAUAUGAGUCUGUGCUCUUGAUUGUUGGUGGGACAGGGAUCGCAUCUGCGGUCCCGUAUAUCCAAGAUCACAUCCGGCGCUCAGCAGGUGGAGGCGAUAUCUCAGAGGAGAAAACUCAAAUACGAGAUAUGGAAUUGGUCUGGACCGCCCGACAAACAGCAUUUCUCCACGAGGUUGCCUCCCGAGAGCUUUGGCCUGCUUUGGGCCGUGAAGACUUCCAAGCCUCUUUCUACGCGACUCGAGCCUCUGCAGUGCCUCUUGUUAGUGAACUUGCAGGUUUGGGGUGCGGGAUCAGCACUGGUCGUCCCCAUAUCCAGUCUUUGAUCAUGAGCCGGGCUUGUGAUGCCUCUGCAGCCGGCUCCACGCUGGCAAUUCUCGUGUGUGGACCGGCAGGAAUGGCCGACGAGGCUCGCGCCGCAACCCAUCUCGCGAUGCGGCAAGGCUACCAGUCGAUCAAGUACGUAGAGGAGUCCUUCGCAUGGUAG
Molecule: messenger RNA, 2310 nt
Organism: Penicillium waksmanii
Lineage: Eukaryota; Fungi; Ascomycota; Eurotiomycetes; Eurotiales; Aspergillaceae
Product: ferric reductase family protein
Exons: 7
Coding region: 1-2310 (769 amino acids)
Biological process (GO): copper ion import; intracellular iron ion homeostasis; iron ion transport
Cellular component (GO): plasma membrane
Molecular function (GO): ferric-chelate reductase activity
Source: RefSeq, a predicted model, not a curated record